CGGAAGCUUUAGUAUUAGCACUGACCGGCUGCUAAGUUCUAGCAAAUAAAUUCUCAAAGUGGAUAUUUUAAAUACGCUGUGCAAAUUCGUAACCGAUCUAACGCCUGCUUCAACCAACAACAGCAAUAGAAGCAACCGUGAAAAUACUACGCGAACACAAAAAAGCUCCACCGCCAAAAGCGAUUUCAAUAAAUAUCAGAAAUUAGUUAAGUUUCAUUCACUUGAGGACCUCAAAUACAAAAUGGCUUUCCGGGAUAAAAACACUGUGAUCACAGGUGGCGCCAGUGGCAUUGGUUUGCAAGUGUGCAAGCAGCUACUGGCCAACGAGGCUUCGAAAGUCGCCAUUAUUGAUAUUCAAGACAACACAGAAGAUAUCUCCAAGUUGCGCGCAGCACAUCCUUCACAAACCAUUUUGCUGAUCAAAAUGGACGUGGCGAAUAGACAAGGAAUUGAGAAGACUUACGCAGAGCUUAAAAAAGCCUUUGGCUCGAUUGAUAUUGUUGUGAAUGUAGCUGGAAUCUUUAACGACCAAGAUGUGCAACGCACCAUUUUGGUCAAUUUGGGUGGUAUCAUCAAUUCUUCACUCGCUGCGCUUAAUGUGAUGAGCAAGGAACAUGGUGGCAAUGGCGGCAUUGUGGCUAAUAUGUCGUCUGUAGUCGGCUUGGAUCCGAUGUUUUUGCUGCCUGUGUAUGCUGCCACCAAAGCAGGAAUAAUCAAUUUCACACGCUGUUUGGGUACGGACAUUUACUUGAAUCGCACUGGCAUCAAGUUCAUUACAAUUUGUCCGGGUGCCACCAUUACCGAUAUGUUCACCAAUUUCACGGAGAAGAUCCUGUUCGCCGAUAUGGGUGAUGAGUCAUACCGAGUGCUGGACCGUCUCAAUAAGCAAAGUGCUACUGAUGUAUCACGUUGUAUUCUUAGCGCUUUAGAAAAAGAGAAAAAUGGCGAAGUGUACAUAAUCGAAGGAAAGCGGCUAUUCCCAAUGGAAAUGAAGAGUUAUUGGCGUGGCAUUGAAAGGGAGUUGAAUGAAUAAAAUAAAACUUUAUAUUGUAUUACAAUUCUACAAUGUAGCAAUGUUAACAAAGUUAGUGUCUUAUUAAAUUGUAAACAAAAAUAA
Bactrocera neohumeralis is the source of this 1117-nucleotide messenger RNA. Its product is annotated as alcohol dehydrogenase 2. The transcript is spliced from 4 exons. Gene Ontology annotation, cellular component: cytoplasm. Bases 242 to 1033 code for a protein of 263 amino acids. Lineage: Eukaryota; Metazoa; Arthropoda; Insecta; Diptera; Tephritidae. The record is from RefSeq and is a predicted model, not a curated record. Gene Ontology annotation, molecular function: alcohol dehydrogenase (NAD+) activity.